AUGUUUCCAAUACGUUCGGGAAUGAACUUCUUCCAGUCUAACGUCGACAAUUUUGCUGCAUUCCCGUUAUGGGGACACCUUAUUAUCACCUCGCCAGUUGAGUUGGCCGUGAGUAUAAACGAUCGCGCAAUACGGGAGCCACAUGCAGCAAUUAAGCUAAAACCUAUUGAUAGUUCAGUUACUUCCAGCACGACUGAAUUUAACGACCGUGUUUCUGGUUUGAUGUUCAUAUCCAUACGAUUGGGAUCGUUGGAGUUCGCAGUUGUUCUUUGCACGAAAGAAGACGGUUUCUCGAAAGGGUCCCAUUUGGAGCUGCCAACAUCGUGGCGGUCCGUGAUCCGUGAGGAUUCCACGAACGCUAACGUUGACGGAGAUACUGUAAGACGUGCUAUACGAUAUGGAGAUGAAAUUAUUCUCAAAGCGAACUCGUCGCCAUCAACCACGAGUGGUACUGAGAAAAAAGAACCCGUGGAUCUUUCAAUUGACAUGAAACUGACAUCAGGAGUGGUGGCCGAUUUCACUACAAGCACAGAUGGCUUCUCGUGUGAACGAUGUGGAAGACUCUUCAGUUAUUCCUAUUAUCGUGAUAAACAUCUCAAAUAUACACGGUGCGUCGACAAUGGCGACAGGAAAUUCCCUUGUUCGAUCUGUCAAAGAUCGUUCGAAAAAAAGGACCGACUUCGCAUUCACGUUCUUCAUGUGCACGAGAAUCACCGACCCCAUUUGUGCACAGUGUGUGGCAAGGCAUUUAGCCAAUCCAGCAGUCUGAACAAGCAUCUCCGGGUGCAUUCUGGCGAACGACCCUACAAAUGUGCAUUUUGUCCGAAGGCGUUUACUGCGUCGUCCAUACUUCGCACACAUACGCGACAGCACAGCGGUGAAAAACCAUUCAAGUGUGCAUAUUGUGGAAAGGCGUUCGCAUCUCAUGCCGCUCAUGAUAGUCAUGUUCGACGCAAUCAUGAAGCUCAGAAGAGUUGA
Messenger RNA from Cooperia oncophora, 978 nucleotides. NCBI's taxonomy places the organism in Eukaryota, Metazoa, Nematoda, Chromadorea, Rhabditida, Trichostrongylidae. The record is from the annotation of a GenBank genome assembly.